CAAAACUGGCCUUGCAAAACUCCAAAAAUUUUGUCUUCUUGCUCUCAAACAUGAUUGUGCGUGGGCAUGGAGCGAUACGUGCUGCAUUGAUAAAGAAAGCAGUGCGGAAUUGCAAGAGGCUAUUGGAUGUAUGUUUGCAUGGUAUCGUCGGUCGGCCGUUACAAUCAUCCAUCUUUCCGACGUUUCCAACUCAGCGUCACUCACUGAAAGUAUUUGGUUCGAACGGGGUUGGACCCUCCAGGAACUGUUGGCUCCCCGCAGGGUCAUUUUCUUUACACGGGACUGGUCGCCGUACACGAACCGUGAAUCUUCGGAUCAUAAAACAGACGUUACCGUGCUCAAAGAGCUCGAAAAGGCAACAGGGAUACGAGAAUGGCAUCUUCAGAACUUCCGCCCAGGGACUGACGAUGCACGGUCGAGGCUCCAAUGGGCGUCGACUCGUCGUACCACCCGGCCAGAAGAUGUCGCCUACUCGCUUUUUGGAAUCUUCGAUCUUCACUUGCCAGUGCUGUAUGGGGAGUCUGCGGACAAAGCUCUUGGGCGCCUCUUGACAGAAAUCACUUCGCAGUCGGGAGACGUUUCGAUUUUAGACUGGGUCGGACAGGCGUCGUCAUUCCACAGCUGCCUCCCCGCCAGCCUCUCGCCGUACCGGACAAUGCCCCGCGUGCAUUCUUCUCAGAGCGGCCCUCCUACUCGCGAGGGAGUGAAUCUGGAGAAUGCACGGAAACUGUGUACUGCCCUUGCCGAAUUACCAUUCCCUCGAUUCAUCAAUCACGUUCUCCUGUUGCCUUCCAUCAUUCAUCAGAUAAAUAUCCAUGCAUCGGGUCUGAUCCCUCUGGAGCUCAGGCUGUCGGUCAGCCUCCGGGAGGGUACUGGUGCCAGAUUAUCAUAUAUUCUUGUUCGUCCUUGGCAUCCCAAAUUGCUUGAUCUGCUAGCGGGAGACGACAUCGAUGCACCCUGGAAGUUGCUAGAGCAACUUGGGCAGCCAUUCAAUGCAUUUUUACUAAUGAAAUUGCGUGGUAAACAGUACAAGAGGAUCGCCGCUGAUUGUAUGAUUGUUGCUUGCGUCCGGGAUCUGACUAGCAUCGUUGAUAGUGAACUCCAGAUGUUAGAUAUCGUAUAAACUACAUAUGCCUCUACACGGUGUUUGCAGAUAUGGUCUUGGACUUCUCUUGGCAACAGGAUCAUUUCAGUGGGAA
This is a messenger RNA of Pisolithus orientalis, 1199 nucleotides long. RefSeq lists its product as uncharacterized. Bases 131 to 1123 code for a protein of 330 amino acids. The transcript is spliced from 2 exons. The record is from RefSeq and is a predicted model, not a curated record. NCBI's taxonomy places the organism in Eukaryota, Fungi, Basidiomycota, Agaricomycetes, Boletales, Pisolithaceae.